AGUGGGUGAAGUGAAGGAGGAUCGGCCUACCGAGGUUAUAAGAGAGGUGCCGCCUCGGUGGCACAUCAUACAGGUGACUGUUUGCUUUUUGAUACAUGAGGAGAACACAUCAGAGGAGGACAUUUCUACCGGGGUGAAAAGGUAUGGCUUCUGAUGUGAUGUCACUAUUGAGCCUUCACAAAAUGAUUGGAGUAGCGCUCACUCCCCUUUUCUCUUUCCAGGCUAACCUUAAAUUUUGUUGGCUGAAAUGGAGACAAUGGCUCAUGUGACUGAGCUCAGGCUCGGCGGCGGUCGGGGCUCGUGGGGCGGAGCGACGCCCUCAUCCUGUCCGGAGGUUGACCUGGAGGUCAUCGAGGAGUAUCUGCAGGAGCAUUCACUAGAAGUCCAGCCUGCAUACGUGCAUGCCUCGCCUCUGAGCAAUGUGGUGCAGUACGUCCACUCCCACCACAGCACCAGGAUCAUAGAGAAUAACUGGUCAGGUCAGCAUGCCUAUGAGUGGCACUGCGGUGCUCCUACGAAGGAAUAUGAGGAGCAAGCUCCACCUCCAGCCUGGCCCUGCUCCCAUCAGAACCAAUGGGAUCACGUUGCCUAUUCGGAUCAGGCGAUUGUGUGUAUCGACUCAGACUCUCAGUCCAGUUGCUCGCAGUACCACGAAUAUCACGAUGCCCCUUCUCCAACCUCUAAUGGCGGAGGCAGACCCGACAAAGACCCCUUACUUCUUGCUCCAUUCUCGGGAAAGAGGAAGGAGCGGUUGUUCCAGUUCCUGUUCGAGAUGCUGCAGACGCCGUCAAUGCGAAGCUGCAUCUGGUGGGUCCAGUCCUCUUCGGGCACAUUUCAGUUCUCCUCCCAAAACAAAGAGUGCCUGGCGGAGAUGUGGGGGCGCCGAAAAGGGAACCGCAAGACAAUGACCUACCAGAAAAUGGCGCGGGCAUUGAGGAAUUACGCUCGCACGGGCGAAAUCCAAAAAGUGAAACGGAAACUCACAUAUCGGUUCGAUGAGAAAACGCUGAGAGGCCUCCAAGGAGAUGCGAAUAAGGUGUAG
Hippocampus comes (tiger tail seahorse) is the source of this 1042-nucleotide messenger RNA. RefSeq names its product transcription factor Spi-B-like. Lineage: Eukaryota; Metazoa; Chordata; Actinopteri; Syngnathiformes; Syngnathidae. Gene Ontology annotation, molecular function: sequence-specific DNA binding; DNA-binding transcription factor activity, RNA polymerase II-specific. The transcript is spliced from 5 exons. Gene Ontology annotation, biological process: cell differentiation; regulation of transcription by RNA polymerase II. Bases 248 to 1042 code for a protein of 264 amino acids. The record is from RefSeq and is a predicted model, not a curated record. Gene Ontology annotation, cellular component: nucleus.